Alosa alosa (allis shad) is the source of this 1395-nucleotide messenger RNA. Its product is annotated as C-type mannose receptor 2-like. Gene Ontology annotation, molecular function: signaling receptor activity. Bases 296 to 1183 code for a protein of 295 amino acids. NCBI's taxonomy places the organism in Eukaryota, Metazoa, Chordata, Actinopteri, Clupeiformes, Clupeidae. The transcript has 11 exons. The record is from RefSeq and is a predicted model, not a curated record.
GUAUGGUUAGCCUAGUAAGUGGCCUGGUCAGGCUAAAAAAAAAUAUGAUGGCGCAACAGCAGGUAAGAAAGAAAAGGACAGGACAGAACACAAUUACAGUCUCCUCAAAUUGAUUUAUGAGACAGGAUGGCAGCAGCAUGGACAGUUUCAUGGAAAAGGAAAACAGGAUUCGACCUCUGGAGCACAGACCUGGUCAUCAGUAAAGGCUUAAGUUGUACUGGGUGGAAUUCUUUGAAGCUCCAUUUUUAGGCUUUGGUAAGGAAAGGAGGUCCCACUCCCUUUCUCUGAAACAUCUAUGUUCAGCAGCAUGAUCAGCAGAGGCAGCUUCCUUCUCUCUGCUCUCCUUCUCUGCUGCGGAGGAGAAGCCCAAGAGUGUAUUUGCCCUGAGGGCUGGUCAAAGUAUGAGAGCCACUGCUUUAACGUUGUCCAAGAUGAAAAACCUUGGGCUGAAGCUGAGAGUAACUGUGUGAGGAUGGGAGGACACCUGGCCUCGGUACACAGCAAACAUGAGUCUUCUAUUAUCGAGGAUCUGAUCAACAAACACAUUCGCAACGCCAGGGACACAUGGAUUGGAGGAACCGAUGUUGCUAAGGAGGGUGUGUGGGUUUGGAGUGAUGGGUCCAGGUUUGACUACACUCACUGGUACGCUGGUGAGCCUAACAAUUAUGGUGUUGGCCAGCAUUGUUUACAUAUGCAUAAAGGGAAGUGGGAUGAUUAUGGUUGUGAGUACGGUCAUCCAUCAGUCUGUUCAUCAGCGUGUUCCAUGAAAGUGUCGUUUCCACAGUGUCUGAGGACUUGCCCUGGGGGCUGGUCAGAGUUUGGGAGCCGCUGCUUUCAGUUUGUUCACACUGUAACAACUUGGGCUGAAGCUGAGCGUAACUGUGUGAGGAUGGGAGGGCACCUGGCCUCGGUACACAGCAAAGAUGAAUUCUUAUUCAUCCAGGAUCUGAUCCAUAGACUCACUGCCCCUAGUGACGCACCAUACACGUGGAUCGGAGGGACCGAUGCUGCUCAGGAGGAUGUGUGGGUUUGGAGUGACGGGUCCAGGUUUGACUACACUCACUGGCAUUCUGCUCAGCCUGACAAUUAUUAUGGUGGUGAGAAUUGUGCACAUAUAACUGGAGAUUCGUGGAAUGAUAUCAGUUGUGAGUCUGGGUAUCCAUCAGUGUGUUCCAUGGGCUGAGGAGUUGCUGAAAGAAAUGCUUCCAUUUCAAGAUCAAAAGCAAGCUCCCACUGAAUGAUAUUGUUAUUUCCAGAAAUGUAGUUACUAUGAUUUUACCUGUUUUAAAAUUACAUAAAAAUGCUGUUCUUGCUAUCUUAAUAAUAAGUAAAAAUAAUCUUAGCAUUGCAUUUUCAAUUCAGUUUUAUUUUUUAAUACCUUUUUUUAAAUCAGUA